AUGACUGUUGGUCUUAUCGAAUCGGCCCGCAACGCGUGCGUGGCGGUCGCCGCGCACGCGCCGGUGCUCGGGCUCAUUCUGCUCGGCAGCGUCGUUGCGUAUGUUGGAACAACGCGCUACACCCCAAAGGUGGCGAGGAAGCUCUUCGAGCGCGACAUCUUUGGCAUCGAUAUUAACAAAACCACGGCAGAACAGCGCCAGCAGUUUGCUGCGAGGCGGCGGGCUGGUCAGACAGAGGAGAAGGAGUUCCAGAAACAGGCCAUCCCAGAGUCCCUCGGGAUCCUCGUAGGCGCUGUGUACCUUUCUGUGGUGAUGGCGCUCAUGUUUUGUCUUCGGUUUCUCGGUGCCGUUGGCAACGGAACAGAAAACGUGUACGCAUCGCUGCCUGGCCCCUUGAUGACCAUCACCGUCAUGCUUCUGCUGGGUUUUGUAGAUGAUGUGCUGGAUGUGAAAUGGCGCCACAAAAUCAUCCUCACCACGCUCGGAUCGCUACCGCUCAUCAUGACCUACGACGGCAGCCUGUCCGUGCUGAUGCCGCGCGUGUUUGGUCGCUUUGGUUUGCCCACGAUGAACGCUACGAAGGAGUGGCUUCUGAGCCUCGCCGCUGCCCAAGGGGAGCCGCCGACUGCCUUCCGCGUCACGGCUCCCUCGACGUGGUUCUCCUACGCCGUCAACCACUGUGCCUAUGUUGAUGUCUCCGACAGCGGCGCAGCUUUGGUUUACCUUGGUCCUCUCUACCUCGUGUACUUGUCCAUGCUGUGCAUCUUCUGCACCAACAGCAUCAACAUUCUUGCCGGCGUCAACGGCGUAGAGGUGGGGCAGAGCAUUGUGAUCGCAAUUGCGUCUGUCGUGUAUAACCUGUGCCAGAUGCGCCUCGAGGGACAGGUGACACCAGACUGGAGCAACACCGACACCGCAGUGGCAGCCGUACGUGACAUGUCGAGCGACCAUCAACUGCGUGCGCUGCUCUUGCUGGGCCCUUUCAUCGGUGCGAGCUUGGCACUCUGGCACUUCAACCGCUACCCCGCUCGCGUCUUUGUAGGAGACAGCUAUACUUACUUCGCUGGGACCGUACUGGCGGUUUCCAGCAUCACCGGCGUGUACAGCAAGACCCUCCUGCUCUUUUUUGCGCCUCAGGUGUUCAACUUUAUCAUAUCGCUGCCACAGCUCUUCGGCAUUGUGCCGUGUCCGCGCCACCGCGUACCGACGUGGAACCCGCAGACGAACUUACUGUCGAGCAGUCACAACUAUACAAUCCUCAAUGUCAUCCUCUACGUAUUCGGCGAUAUGCACGAGGAGAAGCUGACGUGGGCAAUCCUCAAGUGUCAGACCAUCGCCUGUGUUUUCGGUUUCGUGGUGCGGUACGUGCUGAGCUUCCUUCUCUACGAUGAAGUGCACUAG
Messenger RNA from Leishmania braziliensis MHOM/BR/75/M2904, 1401 nucleotides. Its product is annotated as putative UDP-N-acetylglucosamine-dolichyl-phosphate N-acetylglucosaminephosphotransferase. Lineage: Eukaryota; Euglenozoa; Kinetoplastea; Trypanosomatida; Trypanosomatidae. The record is from RefSeq and is a predicted model, not a curated record. The transcript has a single exon. Gene Ontology annotation, cellular component: membrane. Gene Ontology annotation, molecular function: UDP-N-acetylglucosamine-dolichyl-phosphate N-acetylglucosaminephosphotransferase activity. The coding region runs from base 1 to 1401 and encodes 466 amino acids. Gene Ontology annotation, biological process: dolichol-linked oligosaccharide biosynthetic process; protein N-linked glycosylation.